Molecule: messenger RNA, 1218 nt
Organism: Botrytis cinerea B05.10
Lineage: Eukaryota; Fungi; Ascomycota; Leotiomycetes; Helotiales; Sclerotiniaceae
Exons: 1
Coding region: 34-897 (287 amino acids)
Source: RefSeq, a predicted model, not a curated record
GAUACAUUUUUGGUUAUCGAGAUUAUCAUCAAGAUGGAUUGGAAUUCAGUAAAUUUACCACAUUUGUAUAACACGGUCGAGCAAAGCCCUAAGGAUGGCGUCCAGAUAAACCCAUUAUAUGACGAAGCUUAUGCAGCACAGAACGGAAAUGACAGUUCGCCAUCUUUAGACACUGGAGCAUCAUACAAUGAAUCCCUAGUACCAUCAUCUGGAAACUACCAUUCAACUACACUGACUUCUUACCAUGGUCUCCAUCGCCCAGCGAGAUUAGAUUGGCAUCGGAUAGGUCAGCCUUUGGUCAAAGACUUUGCCAAUGAUACAUGGUUGAAAACACGCCGUGUGCUUGCCAACUACGAUUCCGAAGACGAGUUGCAGAAUGAAAACUCCAAAUUUACACAAGCAAUCUCAAUGACAACAACCCCGCCCAAAUCAGACGGCAUGGCUUACACAGUUUCGGAAUCAGAAUAUACAUCCCCAUCACAAACACCUAACAACACAGCCUUCAACCCUUUCAUGUCCCCCCCAAAACUAAGCCAAGGACAACACAUCUACAUGGUGCUCCACGACGCAGUGCCCGUCGCAGCAGAAUCCCUCGCAACAACCAGUGUUACCGGAGUAUAUACCACGCUCGAAGAGGCAAACGGAUUCGUAGAACGAGUUGCGGAGGAGACUUGUAGGGAUGUACCAGAAGAGAAUAUGAAAAUGGCGAUAGAAAAUGGAGCGUUUGGCUUUGAUAUUUUGGAUGUGGAAAGGCAUGUGUUGCAUAGAGUGUAUAUUGAGAAGCAGACGGUGAGGGGAGAGUGGAGCGAGAAGACCGAAAUCGAGGAGACGGGGGUGAUGAGGGAUCAGGUAGAGGAUAUGGGAAUUUUUGACGGAUUUGCGAAUUUGUCGUUAUGAGUGCUGCGGUAGGUGACGGUUUGGGCGAGAACCAUGCGCUACGACUCUACUGUCUGAUGCAUAGCAAGGGGCUCGGGAAUUCAUGGCCGAAGUUUAUGAGGACGAUGGCUUUAUAUUAGGUAUCAAUACGAAUGGAAAGGUUAUUUUCAAGACUUGACUAAUGGCAACUUAUAAGAGGGUCUUAACCUUUACUUAUCACCUGUGAAAUACUCCUUGGGCAUCUCACAUCAAUUUGGUAUCGAGAAAUGUAAAAAAAGACAUUUCAAGCAGAAGAGGAUUGGACGGUUAUGAAUAUCGAGAUACGCCUACAAAAAGAACAUA